This is a messenger RNA of Saccostrea cuccullata (small rock oyster), 1876 nucleotides long. Its product is annotated as leucine-rich repeat-containing protein 74A-like. The record is from RefSeq and is a predicted model, not a curated record. Gene Ontology annotation, molecular function: protein binding; calcium ion binding. NCBI's taxonomy places the organism in Eukaryota, Metazoa, Mollusca, Bivalvia, Ostreida, Ostreidae. The coding region runs from base 1 to 1821 and encodes 606 amino acids. The transcript is spliced from 13 exons.
AUGGGGAAUAAGCUGACAGGAGACCACGGAGUCGACUUGAUCUCAUCAGAUCCGGACUCCACAAUGCAGGACAGUAGUAAAUCCGCCUUCAUCUCCACCGGAAAGGGGGAAAAUGUUCUGAUCGGAAAUAAAGCCGCCACGCUUUACCUGAGUUCCAGCUCACUGAAGCUCCACGACAAAAGAUGUAGCAGUAGGGAAUCUGUGGUGGCCGGAUCCCCGAUCGGAACCGGAAGUAAGCCUCAGUCUCCAGCCCAGUCCGAAUUAAGUGCUGAUGUCAAAAAACCUGGAACUGCUCCCGGAAGGAGUACUGCGUAUUCCCGGCGGUCUCAGGAUGGCGAGAGUGUCUCGACGGAAUUCUCCAAGCUUCAGCCAAUCAGAGAGUUUACUUUUACCGGAUAUGACAUCAUGGCUGAUGUGGAACCGGAACCUAAGGUGGAGGAAGUAGACGUGAAGCCUAAGGCGCGCCUACAGACUUACCUGGACUCGUGUAGCCUACUGGGGAUCACGCCUGUCACCUACCUCUGUAAACAGAUGUCAAACAAAGGACUGGUGAUGAGGAAUCACAGUAUAGGGCCCCUGGGGGCGCGGGCCCUCGCUAUAGCUUUACUUAAUAAUGACGUUAUAACCAGCCUCGAUUUAGAGGAUGACGGAAUCGAGGCCGAGGGAGCUAAAGCUAUAGCAGAAAUGUUAGAAGUUAAUAGUAACAUCGUAGAUGUGAAUAUCUACUCAUGGCUCUCGGAGAACUGUAUAGGGACAAAUGGGGCACGUGCAAUAUCUCAAUUGAUGAAAAAUAAUCAGUUUAUCCAGUCCCUGGACAUAUCAGGAAGUAAUCUAGUCGAUAGUGAUGCGUAUCUUAUAGCCGAUAUUUUAAAGAAUAAUACAACACUUAGAGAACUAAUAUUAAGCCACAACGGAUUCAGUGAGCAAGGGGGAUACAUCCUAGCACAAGCAAUAACAAAUAACGAUACUGUAAGAAUCCUCGACCUUAGUUGGAAUCACUUGAGGGGGAAGGGAUCCCUCUCUAUCGCAGCUAGUCUACAGAAAAAUAUAGGUCUUAGAAAGCUUGAUCUUGCGUGGAAUGGUUUCUCUAAGAACGACGCUAUAGUGAUGUGUAAAUCUCUGAAGGAAAACACGACCCUGAAGGAACUAGAUAUUUCCCACAACAGACUGGAGAAGGAGGGGAUAGGGUACCUGAUGCAGGGGGUCAAGGAGAGUGACGGUCUGGAAAUCCUGAGGAUGGGAGGAAACUCUAUAACGCCAGAACUUGCCAUUAUCAUUUUGUCUUGCAUUGCUCAGUCUGAUUCCUGCCGGGUCACUCUGUUAGACCUCGGGAAUAAUGAAGUGGACGAAGAUUUCCUGGCACAGCUGGAUGAUGUUCAGUCCACAAGGUCAUUAAAUGUCCUUCACGGACAAGUGAUCAAGCGUGAAAACGCGCGUGGGAGGAAGGGGACCGGGAUAGACGGGAAUUUGGACGCGGUGUACGAGUUGUACAGGUACAUGCACGAACACAACUACCGCGUGAUAGAUCUGAUGAAGUGGUUAGACAAAGACGGGGAUAUGAGCGUCAGCAGGGAGGAGUUCAAACGCGGGAUGAUGGUGGCGGAGGUUCCCCUGACAGAGCACCAGCUGGAUGUAAUGUUGGACAAACUUGACAUGGAUGGAGAUGGCGAGGUCGACUUCUCAGAGUUGCUAAUUGGAGAGAGAGAUUUCAGAAGAAGAAUGAGAAGAAAACAGGAGAGAGAGAAGGCAGCAAGAAAGGAGAAACAGAAGCUCCAGGGAAUAGACAAAAUCAUUCUCAAUUCAAUGUCGGAAAAAACGUAGUAGGCCGCGGACAUCGACAUGACGUCAUCUGUAUCUAUACCUCAUUAAUUUAUUG